Mytilinidion resinicola is the source of this 2007-nucleotide messenger RNA. RefSeq lists its product as uncharacterized. The transcript has a single exon. Lineage: Eukaryota; Fungi; Ascomycota; Dothideomycetes; Mytilinidiales; Mytilinidiaceae. The record is from RefSeq and is a predicted model, not a curated record. The coding region runs from base 1 to 2001 and encodes 666 amino acids.
AUGGCGAAGCCGGACUACGAUAAGCCCCCGUCGGCUAACACGAGGAAGGGUCAGAUUCCGCCGUCGUCAUCAAAGCCAAGUGACGCAAAGCCGAAGCCUUGGAAAAAGCUGACUUACCGCGAGCGCGCGCAAAAGGAGCGAGAGAAAGAGCGCGAGCGGGAGAAGAGAGCCAAACAAAAAGAAGCUGAACUGAUCAAGAAGGCCAAGGCGAAAGAGGCCGAGCUGCUGAAGAAGGCGAAAGAGGAAGAGGCUGCCAGGGCUGAGAAGGCGAAGCAAGCGAGGGAGAGGGCACGCCUGGCAAGGCUUGAUAAGGAGUAUAGGGAGGCUCAGCGGUUGAUUGAGAAAGAGGAGAGGAAGGCUGCAGAAGCUGCUGCGAAGGCAGAGAGGGAGAAGGCUGCGCAGCUAGCUGCUGAAGAAGAGAGAGAAAAAGCUGCCGAACUUGCUGCCGAACUGGAAAGGGAGACAGCUGCACGACUAGCAGCAGAAGCGGAGAAGGAGAAAGAAAACACGAAGGGCAAGCAAAUUGCUCCAGCAUCAUCCUCAGCCAUCUCGCGAGCCAGUUCGCCAGCAUCAACCGAAAACAUGACGAUUCCAGAUCCAGGUUGGUCCUUCUCUAGGAUCCCCUCCAACGGACCUGAAGUCUAUGACGUGGAUGCGGGCUCAGUGGUCAACCCCUCGAGCUCUGCGUCACAACAGAGGGACCUUGUCACCGAGCCCAACACUAAACGUCAGGCUACCCUCAAUGGCGACGAGGGUCCUUCCAGCCGCACGGCUAUGUCCAGGGCAUCUGAUAGUGUCUACAAGGUGCUUAAAGCGGAAAUCAAAGAUCUCAAGAAGCAGAACGAGACUCUUAACAGGAACCUUGCGGACCAAGAGAGAGCAAUCUCCAAGCUCCUGUCAGAAAGAACGAAGAACGAUGCCCAACACGAUGCGAAGCAAGCCAAAACUCGAGAAGAGAAAGCUACCCUUGAGCGGGUGUUGGUUGCGAAAGAGCAAGAGUUGAAGGGCCUCGUUCGAGGGCAUCUCGAUCAAGAGGAGGCCUGGAAACAGCAGAGCCAGGUGUGGAAGGACGACUAUGACUCAGUCUGCAAAGAACGAGAUGCGCUGAAGGAGGAAGCGAAGGAGGAAGUAAAGCAAGCGGAGGCUAAACGCGUGAUCCUCGAGGUGGAACGCGAUAUUGCGAGGACCGAUCUGAAUAAGAUGUACAAGGCCCACGACAUUGCCCAGGAACGUGCCGAGAAGGAAAAGCAAGCUCGAGAACGAAUCUCGAAUCAUCUCGAGAGAGCCAACUCCACCAUUGCAAAGCUGAAUGGGCAAUUGGAAGAGCUCGAGUCCAAGAUGGAAGAGCUAAAGAGCGCCAAGUUGCCGACUCCACCCUGCGAUAGUGAACCGGGAGACGCGCAGAAGCAGCUCCAGCAGGAACGAGACGCUAUCCGCGAGGAACGAGAGGCUGUCAAGAAAGAACGCGACAGCAUGAAGAUUGAGCGGGAUGCUGCGAAGACGAUGCUGGAUGCUUUGAGGGACCAACAAAAUGCCGACAAACGGACCCACCGCAACGAAGUGGUCGACUUGAAAGCACAGAUCAAGAAGCUCAGGGAGAGACGUGGAGAUGCCGAUGACUCCAGCUCUGAGAGCGACCCCGAAGACUCUUUGGUCAAGCCAGAUUUUAAGCAGAAGUACGAAGACCUCUUCGCCAAAUACAAGGUCCUCAUGGAGGAAACGGUGGAGGGGAGCAGCUUGAAGAGGAAGUACGACGAGAUGCAGACCUCAUCGGUGGAGACCGCAAAACAGCUCGAUGCUACUCAGACGAAGUGCAAGAACAUAUCCGAUACCUACAUCAAGGUCAACCGGAAGUACGGCAAGCUUCGAGCAGCAGUGGCUGAUGUCGGCCAAAUGUUUGGAGGAAUGACUGGGGAUGACUUCGGUAAUGCGGGUCGUGCGAUCAAGAGGCUUAAGCGUGAACUUCUUGAGAUCGAUGAUCCGCCGACUCAGAGUGAGUGAUAGGAG